AUAAACUUGAAUGUGAGAUACACCAAGGGAGCGAGAGAGGACGGGGGACAGAGAGAGGAGAGACUUGUCGACAUCUACGAUAAUGCGGGCACCGAAUAUCGAGUUCUCAAACAGGAUGGAAGAACGAGCACGCAGAGAAAAUCAUCCUCCAUCCGUCCAAAGAACCCGCGUCAGAGCUGCUGCACUGACUUUAGGUCUGCUGUGUCUCCUGCAGCUGGUUGGACUCAUUGUCCGGUCCACACUCCAUAUUUCAAUGCAGACCAAAAUUGAGGAGCUGCAGACCAGAAAUGAGGAGCUGCAGACCAGUGUUGACAAGCUGAAGAACAGUUACUGCUCGGAUACAAAUAACCAGACAGAAUGGAGGAGAUUAGGAUGCCGUUGUUACUUCAAAUCUACUGAGGUGAAGAACUGGACAGAGAGCAGGAGAGACUGUCUGGAGAGAGGAGCAGAUCUGCUGAUAAUAGGCAGCAUAGAAGAACAGGAUUUUACUAGUGAACUGAGUAAAGCUGAAACUUCCUGGAUCGGUCUGCGGGCAGUGACAAACAAAAAGCGUUGGGUUGAUGAAUGGAAAUGGGUGGACGGCUUACAUCCCACAUUCAGUGCCUGGAAGAGUGGCCUGGACAUAAAACCUCUGCACGGGGCUCUGUCCACAGCAUAUGUAGAUCUGGACGGAACAUGGACACAAACCAACAAUGGAUCUAAAAGAUGGAUCUGUGAGAAACAGAUCUCCUUUGUGUUAGAUGCUAUUUGAUUGUGAUGUAAACCCUUUGAUGCAUGCCAUUUUGACUUCUCUUUUUCCAAUCAUUCUAGCUGUCCUCACAUUAAAACCUAUAUAAUAAAGGCAACCAUGAGAAAAUGAACUGUCCUGAAUCACUCAGAAGGGGAAACUGUACAAAAAG
This is a messenger RNA of Trematomus bernacchii (emerald rockcod), 899 nucleotides long. Its product is annotated as C-type lectin domain family 12 member B-like. The coding region runs from base 83 to 751 and encodes 222 amino acids. NCBI's taxonomy places the organism in Eukaryota, Metazoa, Chordata, Actinopteri, Perciformes, Nototheniidae. The transcript is spliced from 5 exons. The record is from RefSeq and is a predicted model, not a curated record.